UUAAACAGCUUUCCUUUUCACAUGAAUGGCCGUCUAUAUGGGGAAAGGCUCAUGCUGCAACUGGGGCUAAUUCCUCCUAAUCCCAUCGCAGCCCCAACCACUGAGGGACAGUUUCCAAUGGCAGCCCCGGAGCGGGGCAACUGCCGCUGAGAUUAGCCCGUGUUGGCUCCUCCUCUGCGCUUUAGCCCCACUGCCGGGCCUGCCUGCCUCCCGCUGCUGUGCUCUAACCUUUUACACACAAACGGAUUAACAGGUUUUCCAAAAUGUCAAGCUUUUUAUUUGGAGAAAAAUGAGAUAUCUCCUGAAGAUGUUUCCACAAUCCGGGAAAUCGAUCGUCUUCGACAACUUUCCAGAUCCGACCAACACCUGGGAAAUCAUUGAGACCAUUGGAAAGGGAACCUAUGGAAAAGUCUACAAAGUUCUCAACAAAAAAGAUGGAAGCAAAGCCGCUGUGAAGAUCCUCGACCCCAUACACGACAUCGAUGAGGAGAUUGAAGCAGAGUACAACAUCCUGAAGGCGCUUUCCGACCACCCCAAUGUGGUCAAGUUUUUUGGGAUGUUCUACAAGAAGGAUCUGAAAUGUGGGGAUCAGCUGUGGCUCGUUCUGGAGCUCUGCAAUGGCGGCUCUGUGACAGAUCUGGCCAAAGGCAUGCUGAAGAGAGGGGACAGAAUGGAUGAAGCCAUCAUUGCUUAUAUUCUGCAUGAGGCCCUCAUGGGCCUGCAGCACCUGCACAUCAACAAGACCAUCCACCGAGACGUCAAAGGCAACAACAUCCUGUUGACAACGCAAGGGGGGGUCAAACUGGUGGACUUCGGGGUCUCGGCUCAGCUGACAAACACCCGUCUGAGGAGGAACACGUCGGUGGGAACUCCCUUCUGGAUGGCUCCCGAGGUCAUUGCAUGCGAGCAGCAGCUGGACUCCACCUACGACGCCCGCUGCGACGUCUGGUCGCUGGGCAUAACCGCCAUCGAGCUGGGAGAUGGGGACCCGCCCCUUUCUGAACUCCACCCAAUGAGAGCCCUCUUUAAAAUCCCACGGAAUCCUCCUCCCACUCUCCACCAGCCUGAGCUGUGGUCACAUGACUUCAACGACUUCAUCUCCAGGUGUCUGAUUAAGGACUUCGAGCUGAGACCCAAUGUGCUGGACCUUCUGCAGCACGUGUUCAUCAAGCAGACGGUGGGCAGAGAGAAGAUCCUGCAGAAGCAGCUCAUUGAACUCACUGACCUCAACCAGCAAAUAGGACUGAUCGAAAAAACCAGCCAUCAUGGAAAGACAGACAGAAGCACAGACAGUAAUGACAGGCAUGAACGCAUCCACACUAAGAAAGGAGGCCACCUGAAGAUGCAAUCCGCUGCAGACGAGGUGGAAGACCUCGCCACCCUUGAAGCUCUAGAUGAGAACAUUGUGACAGAGCAGCUUCAGAGUCGAUACAGCAGAGAUCAGAUCUACACCUACGUUGGAGACAUCCUCAUCGCCGUCAACCCCUUCCGUAAGAUGGAGAUCUAUACGCCUCAGCACACUAAGAUGUACAUAGGAGCAAAGCGCACAGCAAACCCGCCGCACAUUUUCGCCGUUGCCGACAUCGCCUACCAGUCUGUGGUGUCGUACAACACGGACCAGUGUGUUGUGAUCAGUGGAGAGAGUGGAGCCGGGAAGACCGAGAGCGCCCAUCUGCUGGUGCAGCAACUGACGGUUCUUGGAAAGGCCAACAACCGGACGCUCCAGGAGAAAAUCCUGCUGGUCAACAGCCUGGUGGAGGCGUUCGGAAACGCCUGCACCGCCAUCAACGACAACUCCAGCCGCUUCGGAAAGUACCUGGAGAUGAAGUUCACCUGCGGGGGAACGGUGGUCGGGGCAAAGAUAUGCGAGUAUCUGCUGGAGAAAUCCAGAGUCAUCCACCAGGCCGUAGGUGAGAGGAACUUCCACAUCUUCUACUACGUCUACGCUGGUCUGGCUGACAGGAAGAAACUGGCCCACUACAAGCUCUCUGACAGCAAAACACCAAAGUAUCUGUGUAACGAGCACAUCAAGUUAGGGCCUGACAUAGUGAGCAACGCUUUCUACAAGGAGCAGUUUGACGCAGUGGAGCAGUGCUUCAAAGUCAUCGGCUUCACCCUGGAGGAGUUGGGGAGCGUUUACAGCACCCUGGCUGCCAUCCUCAACUCUGGGGACAUCGAGUUUUCUGCUGUGGCUUCGGAGCACCAAACAGACAAGAGUAACAUCACCAACAUGUCGGCCCUGGAGAACGUGGCCUCUCUGCUGCGGAUCCGCUCAGACGAGCUCCAGGAAGCUCUGACCUCUCAUUGCGUCGUGGCCCGGGGGGAGACGAUCGUCCGACCCAACACGGUGGAAAAAGCGGUGGAGGUGAGGGACGCCAUGGGCAAAGCCCUCUACGGCCGCCUCUUCAGCUGGAUCGUCAACCGGAUCAACGUGCUGCUGAGGCCCGACAGCCAGCUGGGGGAGGCUGAGAAAGGCCUGAACAUCGGCAUCCUGGACAUUUUUGGUUUCGAAAACUUCAAGAAGAACUCCUUCGAGCAGCUUUGCAUCAACAUCGCCAACGAGCAGAUCCAGUUUUACUUCAACCAGCACAUCUUUGCUUGGGAGCAGGAUGAGUACCUGAACGAAGAGGUGGACGCUCGGAUGAUAGAGUACGAGGACAACCGGCCGCUCCUGGAUCUGUUCCUGCAGAAGCCGAUGGGAAUGCUGUCGCUUCUGGACGAGGAGAGUCGUUUCCCGCAGGCGACUGACCAGACCCUCGUAGAGAAAUUUGAAGAUAAUCUCAAGACAAAAAGCUUCUGGAGACCAAAGAGAGUUGAUUUGGGCUUUGGAAUUCACCACUAUGCAGGAAAGGUGAUUUACAACGCUGCCGGCUUCUUGUCGAAGAACAGAGAGACUCUACCGGCCGACAUCAUCCUGCUGCUACGAUCGUCCGAGAACGAGCUCAUCCGGAAACUCGUAACUCACCCUCUGACCAAAACUGGAAACCUCGCCCACACCAAAGGUAAAGGUGUGAACACAAUGGGGGGCCCUCGAAUGCCAAACCGGACCAUGACCUUCGCUAAGAUGGGAGUGCUAAGUUUGUACAGUUCAUUUUCCGUUAGCGAGCCAACUAACUGUGGAGAUGCGCCGUACCAUCCGAGAGAAACCACCAACAUGAAGACUCAGACCGUGGCCUCUUACUUCAGAUACUCCCUGAUGGACCUGCUGUCUAAGAUGGUGGCAGGGCAGCCUCACUUUGUUCGCUGUAUCAAACCCAACAACGACCGGCAGGCCAACAAGUUUGACCGGGAGAAGGUUCUGGUUCAGCUUCGAUACACCGGCGUUCUGGAAACCGCCAAGAUACGACGGCAGGGCUACUCGCAUCGCAUCCUGUUUGCCAAUUUCAUAAAGAGGUACUACCUUUUGGCUUUCAACGCUCACGAGGAACCGCCUGUGACUCCAGAGACGUGUGCUGCAAUAAUGGAGAAGGCCAGGCUGGAGAACUGGGCGAUGGGGAAAACAAAGGUGUUCCUAAAGUAUUACCACGUUGAACACCUGAACCUGAUGGUGCAGCUGACCACGCAGCGGAUCGUCCUGCUCCAGGCUUGUGUUCGAGGCUGGCUGGGGGCCAGACGGUACCGGCGGAUCCUGAAGGAGCGAGAACAGAGCGCUCUGGUUCUGCAGUCAGCUUACAGAGGUCACAAAGUCCGGAGGAAGGUGGCUGAUGAUAAGAGCAAAACAAAGUUUGAGGCUUUCGUGGUCCAGUUUCAGGCUGUUUGCAGGGGUUUCAUCGCAAGACAGAAGUACAAGGAGCUGGUGGAUGAGAAGAACAAAGCCGCAACAAAGAUCCAGGCUCGCUACAGAGGCCACAAAGAGAGGAAGAGCCUUCAAAGAAAACGGGAGGCCAAAGAGAAAGCUGCUAGAGAAAAGCAGGAAGCAGAGAAAAGGGCCUCAAACGAGGAAGAGGAGGAAGAGAAAGCGGCUGUGGUUCUUCAGAGCAACUUCCGGGGCUACAAAGAGAGAAAAAAGUUCAAGGAGAGGAAGAAAACCUUGGCUGGAGCCGAGCUGGAGCUACCAAACCAGGAAGAAGGUAGAGAUAGGGCGAACGACAAGCAAGAGGACGUGGAUGAUGAGGAUGAAAGCACCUACGAAGCAGAAGAGAACAAUGACAGUGAUAACACUGAGGUCCCGGAGGAUGAAGAGCACACAGAGGUGGCUGAUGAAGCUGUGAUCCAGGAUGCACAGGAGGAAGGCCACAGAGAAGAUGAGGAGGAAACCAAGGCAGCCACUGUCCUCCAGAGCAACUUCAGAGGCCACAAAGAGAGGAAGAGGCUGCAAGAGGAGGGAAAGAUUCCUGCUAAGAAACAGAAGACAACGGAGGAAGAAGAGUCCAGGACGCAGGAGGAAGACCCCGAUCAGGACGAAGCCAAAGCAGCCGUCGUCCUCCAGAGCAACUUCCGCGGACACAAGGAGCGCAAGCGGCUCCAGGAGGAGGGAAGGAUCCCAAAGAAACAGAAGGAGUCCUCAGCAGAGGAGAAGGUCGAGCUGACAGGAGAGGAGAACGUAGAAAACCCAGCAGACCCAGACGAGGAGAAAGCCGCUACCGUCCUGCAGAGCAACUUCAGAGGUCACCGCGACCGCAAGAGGCUGAAGGCGGACAAGGAGAACAAAGUCAAGGAGGACGCCGCCAUUCCUGAAGAAGAGGUGGAUGUGAGUGACGUGGAGAUUGAGCGUAGGGAUGAGGAGGAGCUUGAAAAGGAGCGUCAGGAGGAGGAGCAGGCCGCCGUGAAGAUCCAGAGUAACUUCAGAGGAUACAAAGACCGGAAGAACCUGAAGGCCAACAGGCAGGCAGCCCAGAGCAAAACCCAGGAGUUUGAGCAGUUCUCCAAGGAGAUCGCAAAGGCUUCCCAAGGCUUCGAGGCCCUGCAGCACAAACUGAAUGAGAUCAUCCAGGCCCAUCAAUCAGACCCUGAGAGCAAUGGCAUGUUUGUGAGAGGAAAAGCAAUCAAUGGCUACGCUCCUCAUCAUCACCAAUCAGAAGACAAGCGUCUAUCACGAACGCCUCGCAGGACCCAACAGCCAAAGACCCUGAACACACCAGAGGACUCCACCUACUACACCCUCAUCCACCGAUCCGUCCAGGACGACAAACGGAAGCCCAGAAAAGAAGAUCCAGGAAAACAGCUGGAUGCAGACGACCAGUACUACCGGACCUUAUCCACCAGCAGAUCCGAGCCCUCCAUCUCCACAGAGAGCCUGUCUCCCAAAGGUUUCACGGAGAGUACAGCUCCUGCAGACAGGCGGAGCUCCACGGAGAAGCCGGAGUCCACGGAUCAGAGGCGGCAGGGUUCUGGUCGACAGACGAGAGAACGGGCCGUUACUGAGCCUGAGCUGCCCAGACCUUCCAGAGACAACAGGCGUUCUGUUCCUCGAAUGUCGUCCACUGAAAGCAGGACUGGAGACAACCCUUACGACUUCAGGCAUCUGCUGAGGAAGACUUCACAAAGACGACGGCUGAUCAAACAUUACUAAACGGGACAGCUUUGGACCAAAUUAUCCAAAUAUACAAGAAAACACAGUCGGCAUGUUGAGUUGGACAGCAACGAUAAACUGUUUGCGUUCUCCCUGGAUAGAAUGUACAGAGCGAAUAUCCUUAAAUUUGAUGUAAAUGAAGGUUUAUUUGUAAGGUCUGUUGUUUUUUUUGUUUUUUUUAUGGCACAACAUGCAGGUAGUGUUCUUUUACUGCAUUUAGGAGCAUUUCAGUUGUUAAAAUAUCUGCGUCUGACUGUUAUUCUGCAAAAACGUGUUUAUUUGAGCAACAAACUUUGUCCAGUUUUAUUCCUGUGAUGUAAUAUCAUGGAAAUCCAGUCUGUUUUUUUUCCUUUUUUUUAACCAUCUAGUAGUUUUGGAAAAAGGUUGGCUUGGAUAAUAAUCUGUUUUUAGCUCUUUUUUCCUUUUUCACUCCUAAAAAUGUCAGGAUUGAAGUCCCACUGCUGUAAAUUCCAUUGUAUUCUUUACACGUUAGGCCUUUCUCUCAGAUUCAACCUGCAACCUUUGUGUGACAUUUCAAAGCAGUGACUCCCCCACAGGGAUUGUUAGCAAAUCCCUGAGUGCCGCACAUGCUCACUGCCCACCCUCCUCACACAAAAACAACAGCAUAUAUGCUUAGAAAUCACAGAAGAUGGAAAGAGCAGCUUCUCUUCUCCAGGAGGGGAUUGUGUGGUUGAAAAUGGAAACAUGUUCUUUCAAAAUAGAAAAUGACAAUGUGAGGAGGGGGAGGGAAAAGGGGUCAUUUGUAUGUUUACUGUUAGGCCUUUAUCCUCUCACUUUGAUGUCCUGUGGUAUUUUAGCUUUUAUCAAAAGGGCUGCUUACAUGAGGAGCAAACGGAUUUUACUGUCAUUAGUUCAAGAAGAGCAUCAUAAUUCUUAGACUUUUAUUUCUCAAGGUCAGUCUUUGGAAAACUGUUUGAGUAAAUGAAGAUAUGUUUGUGUUCAAAAAUUCUCU
Molecule: messenger RNA, 6485 nt
Organism: Oryzias latipes (Japanese medaka)
Lineage: Eukaryota; Metazoa; Chordata; Actinopteri; Beloniformes; Adrianichthyidae
Gene: myo3a
Product: myosin IIIA
Biological process (GO): positive regulation of filopodium assembly; peptidyl-serine phosphorylation; regulation of actin filament length
Cellular component (GO): photoreceptor inner segment; stereocilium tip; myosin complex
Molecular function (GO): microfilament motor activity; protein serine/threonine kinase activity; ATP binding
Source: RefSeq, a predicted model, not a curated record